AUGGCGAAGAUAGAGACAGUCGUGUUUCUAUCUUUGGUGCUAGACUUAUUUGCGUUCACAAUCCCUCUACCCCUCUUUCCACGUCUCAUUGAAUGGUAUACACUGAGGGAGUCUUCGAAUCCAACUGGCUUUCUUUCCCGAACGUUGCAGUUUGUGUCUUCAGUGAGAGGAACAUUCUACAAGCCCGACACCCACCAUCAGAGAUGGGAUGUCGUACUGUUAGGUGGUGGUUUAAUAGGAUCUGUUUUCUCGACACUCCAAUUCUUCGUUUCACCGAAAAUUGGUGCACUGUCCGAUAAAUAUGGGCGGAAACGUAUCCUCCUGAUCACCAUGAUUGGCAACAUCUUGUCUGCGGUAGUUUGGAUACAGUCAACUACAUUUGCGACCUACAUGCUUUCUCGCGUCAUUGGCGGGCUUAGCGAGGGGAAUGUGCAACUGGCAAUUGCUAUUCUUUCAGAUGUGACAUCACCGGCCAACCGAUCCAAGGCUCUGGCUCACGUUGGCAUCGCAUUUGCGAUCUGCUUCUGCAUUGGGCCUCCAAUCGGGGCCUACUUUGCCUCUCGACCCGUUCCCAGCAACUCUUGGGGCCCGGAGUUGAACAUAUAUGCUGCACCUGCCAUUCUGUCACUUGUACUUCUUGUCGCAGAAACGGCCUUCCUCAUGAUUGCGCUUCCUGAGACACUUGGGAAGGGCGCACCUGGAGAAGAGAAAACACGGCUAUCGAAUGGCAAAGAUGACUCCAAGCCAUUAAAUAAAUACCCCUUUGAGAUGCGUAUUAAAAUUCUCAAAGAUCUACGCACCCUCCACUUCUUAUUUUUGGUGCUCUUCUCGGGCAUAGAAUUUACGCUGACAUUCCUCACGUUUGAUUUGCUGGAUUGGAAUAAUGUGCAGAACGGCAAACUCAUCGGCUCCAUCGGCGUUGUCAGUGCCCUUCUUCAAGGCGGCUAUGUCCGCCGCUCAAUUUCAAAGGUUGGCGAAGGUAAUAUGGCGCGAAGGGGCGUGUCGAGCUGUGCAAUCGCACUGGUCUUCCUUGCGAUUCUCCCUCAUUAUGUUGGAACCAAUCCAUCAAUAUCCAUGAAACUUCUCCAAGCCGCGGCGAUAUGCAUGGCUUUUACAAGUGCAACCGUCGUCAAUUCCUUAACGGCUUUUGCCUCUUUGCAGUGUGACGACGACUUAAGUGCGGAUAUUGGUAAAAAGGGGCACCCAAAAAUAGCGAAGGGCAAAGCGCUUGGGGAGUUCAGGUCGUCGGGACAACUUGGGCGUGCAAUUGGACCUUUGUUGGCUUGUGCCUCAUACUGGACAUUUGGCCCAUCACUGACAUACGCAGCUUCUGCAGCUGCCAUGGUUGCUUUAUCGUUCAACAUGAAGUCAAUAGCAGCGGCUAAAUCUGUCAUGGACGAAUGA
Messenger RNA from Laccaria bicolor S238N-H82, 1404 nucleotides. Its product is annotated as MFS, DHA1 sub-family. Lineage: Eukaryota; Fungi; Basidiomycota; Agaricomycetes; Agaricales; Hydnangiaceae. Gene Ontology annotation, biological process: transmembrane transport. Gene Ontology annotation, cellular component: brush border membrane. The record is from RefSeq and is a predicted model, not a curated record. Bases 1 to 1404 code for a protein of 467 amino acids. The transcript has 8 exons. Gene Ontology annotation, molecular function: transmembrane transporter activity.